AUGUCCUAUCCUCAGGGUUACCUCUACCAGCCCCCCGGCUCGCUGGCUCUGUACUCCUGCCCGACGUACGGGGCGUCGGCUCUGGCGGCCCCCAGGAGCGAAGAGCUGGCCAGGUCUUCGUCGGGCUCGGCGUUCAGCCCUUACCCGGGAUCGGCAGCUUUCACAGCACAGGCGGCGGCCACAGGCUUCACCAGCCCGCUCCAGUACUCCACAGACCCCGCCACGGGAUUCCCCUCCUACAUGGGCUCUCCUUACGAUGCUCAUACGACGGGGAUGACCGGGGCCAUCAGUUACCAUCCGUAUGGCAGUCCUGCUUACCCUUACCAGCUGAAUGAUCCCGCUUACAGGAAAAACGCCACCCGAGAUGCCACAGCCACCCUGAAGGCCUGGCUGAAUGAGCACAGGAAGAACCCCUACCCCACCAAGGGCGAGAAGAUCAUGCUGGCCAUCAUCACCAAGAUGACCCUCACCCAGGUCUCCACCUGGUUCGCCAACGCCAGGAGGAGGCUCAAGAAGGAGAAUAAGAUGACUUGGGCUCCCCGGAACAAAAGCGAAGAUGAAGAUGAAGACGAAGGGGAUGGGGCAAGAAGUAAGGAGGAAAGGUCGGACAAGGUGCAGGAAAGCAAUGAAACUUCAGCAGAGGACGAAGGGAUCAGCUUGCAGGUUGACUCGCUCACAGAUCACUCCUGCUCCGCGGAGUCGGAUGGGGAGAAAUUGCCCUGCCGAGUAGGGGACACGCUCUGCGAGUCCGGAUCAGACUGCAAGGACAAAUACGAGGACAUCGAGGACGACGAGGAGGAAGAUGAUGAAGCAGAGAGAGACCUUCCCGCUAAGCCUGCGACUUCCUCCCCCCUCACCGGAGUGGAAGCCCCCCUCCUUAAUCACCCCCACGAGGACGCUUCAAGGAACUCCAAUAAAACUACUUUGGACAACAGGAUUUCCCCCAGUUCCGAGACACAGGCCAUUAAACCCAAGCUCUGGUCUCUAGCUGAAAUAGCCACCUCGGACCUUAAAAAUCAGAACAUGGGCCAAAGCUGUCAGCCACCGGCUUUAUCUUCAGUAACCCCCUCUUCUACUUCGCACAGCUCUGCCUACUCUCCCUCUUCUCUCUUAGGAAGGCACAUUUAUUACACUUCACCUUUUUAUACCAAUUAUACAAACUAUGGGAACUUUAACGCACUCCAGAGCCAGGGGAUCCUGAGAUAUAACUCCGCAGCAAUGGCUUCGAACGAGGGACUAAGUCAAACUGUACUAAAUACAAGCUCUGUUCACAAACAGAGCAGUGACUCUUUGAAAACGAUCACUAACCAGCUAGAACAACAUUACAGGCCCUCUAGUUAUGAGUCUAAGAAAGAUCCCACUGACGUCUGCACAGUAGGAGUACAACCAUACCUAUAG
Molecule: messenger RNA, 1398 nt
Organism: Emys orbicularis (European pond turtle)
Lineage: Eukaryota; Metazoa; Chordata; Testudines; Emydidae
Gene: IRX2
Product: iroquois homeobox 2
Exons: 4
Coding region: 1-1398 (465 amino acids)
Biological process (GO): neuron differentiation; cell development; regulation of transcription by RNA polymerase II
Cellular component (GO): nucleus
Molecular function (GO): DNA-binding transcription factor activity, RNA polymerase II-specific; RNA polymerase II cis-regulatory region sequence-specific DNA binding
Source: RefSeq, a predicted model, not a curated record